AUGUGUCUAAACAAUAUCUUGCCAAUUCUCUGUUUUCUCCUAGCCGUUAGCUUCGGCUACGUGUCUGCAGAACCAAGCUGUGGAGACUCUAUGUUUUUCCCACCAAACGGUACUUACGAUACAAACCGUCGUCUCCUUCUCUCAACUCUUGCUUCCAACGUCAGUUCUCAAGGAGGAGUCUACAACGCCUCAAUUGGUGAAGGCUCUGGAAAGAUAUAUGCUUUAGGCCUCUGUAUCCCAGGGACUGAUCCGAAGGUCUGUUCCGAUUGUAUCCAACCAGCGUCCGAAGGUUUGUUACUAAGCUGUCCGAACCAGACCGACUCAUGGGACUGGAGAGCAGACAAGACGCUCUGUUUCGUUCGUUACUCCAACAGCUCGUUUUUUGACCGGCUCAGUCUAGAGCCGACACAAGCAGAGACAAAUACUGGAAGGUUCCAGGGGAACAUUACAGGUUAUACGAGAGUAUGGGAAGCUCUCAUGGAUUUUAUGAUCAUCCGAGUCGGACAAUCUCCAUCUCGACACAUUGCCGAUACAUCCCCACGGAUAGGUGGUGAUGAUGGUGAUCAGGUGUACGCUCUGAUGCAGUGUAUUCCGGGUUUAUCCUCUGAGGAAUGUGAAACCUGUGUUCGAGAAAAUGUGCGAGAGUACCGGAGUUGCUGCAAUGGGUACAGAGGUGGAAGCGUUCGCAAGCCGGUCUGCUUUUUCCGGUGGGAUGGAUAUCCAUAUCUUGGUGCCUUUGGUGACACGCCAUCUCUACCUCCUCAAGAAUCACAACCCACACCACUUCCUCCUCCUCCUCUUUCGGAUGGAAAAGUGAUUUCUACUGGAGCUAUUGCUGGCAUUGUUGUUUCUGCGGUUUUUCUUGUGGCGCUGCUUGCUUUAGGGUUAGUUGCUUGGAAGAGAAGUAAAUCAUACAAAACAUUGAAACCUCAAACUGAUGAUGACAUGACAAGUCCACAGUCUCUGCAAUUUGAUUUUAUGACAAUUGAAGCGGCAACAGAUAGAUUUUCGAUGACUAACAAGCUAGGUCAAGGGGGAUUUGGUGCAGUUUACAAGGGAAUGUUACCAAAUGAAACAGAAAUUGCAGUUAAGCGCCUAUCAAGAAACUCAGGACAAGGUACACAAGAGUUCAAGAACGAGGUUGUGAUUGUGGCCAAGCUUCAGCACAAGAAUCUUGUAAGGCUUCUUGGGUUUUGUGUGGAAGGAGAUGAACAAAUACUUGUCUACGAGUUUGUUCCCAACAAAAGCCUUGACUAUUUCCUCUUUGAUCCGACAAAGAAGAGUCAGCUAGAUUGGAAUAGACGUUACAACAUCAUAGGAGGGAUUACGCGAGGGAUUCUUUAUCUGCAUCAAGAUUCAAGGCUCACAAUCAUACACCGUGACAUCAAAGCAAGUAAUAUUCUUUUAGAUGCUGAUAUGAACCCAAAAAUAGCUGAUUUCGGAAUGGCUAGGAAUUUUAGAGUGGACCAAACUGAAGACAAUACAAGAAGAGUGGUUGGAACAUUUGGCUACAUGCCUCCAGAGUAUGUGACGCAUGGCCAAUUUUCCACUAAAUCUGAUGUCUACAGCUUUGGAGUACUGAUUUUAGAGAUUGUUUGUGGCAAGAAGAAUAGUAGCUUCUACCAAAUGGACGAUUCUGGUGGCAAUUUGGUUACACAUGUAUGGAGGCUUUGGAACAAUGAUUCACCCUUAGAACUCAUCGACCCCGUGAUCGGCGAAAGCUAUGAGAAGGAUGAAGUCAUUAGAUGCAUCCAUAUCGGACUAUUAUGUGUUCAAGAAACUCCUGCAGAUCGUCCAGAGAUGUCUACAAUCUUUCAAAUGCUUACCAAUAGCUCCAUUAUUCUACCUGUACCUCAACCACCUGGAUUUUUCUUCAGGAAUAGACCCAAUCAAAACCCUUUAACCUUCGGAUCCGAGCAGGGACAAUCAAGCACCAAGUCUAUUCCUUGUUCUGUAGACAAGGAAUCAAUAACAAUAGUCACCCCUCGUUAA
This is a messenger RNA of Microthlaspi erraticum, 1992 nucleotides long. The record is from the annotation of a GenBank genome assembly. Lineage: Eukaryota; Viridiplantae; Streptophyta; Magnoliopsida; Brassicales; Brassicaceae.